Laetiporus sulphureus 93-53 is the source of this 720-nucleotide messenger RNA. RefSeq lists its product as uncharacterized. The transcript is spliced from 2 exons. The coding region runs from base 1 to 720 and encodes 239 amino acids. NCBI's taxonomy places the organism in Eukaryota, Fungi, Basidiomycota, Agaricomycetes, Polyporales, Laetiporaceae. The record is from RefSeq and is a predicted model, not a curated record.
AUGGGGGGAGUCCCAGUCUACACCACGCUCCAGGACUUCAUCACGGAUCUCAAAAAGAUGUACUAUCCUGUGAACCCAGAGCUGGAAGGACAACAGAUGCUGCACACCUUGCAGCAAAGGUUCAAGCCUUGGGAGGAAUUCGAAGCUGAAUGGGAACAUUGGGUCAAGGUCUCAGGGUAUAAGGAUGAGCAGCUGCUGCUCCAAUUGCUUAGGACGGCCAUGAGAAAAGAACUCUGUGAUAGAGUAUGGGCGUCUGAAGGAAUUAGCCAGAAUGUCAACAGCUAUGACCUAUGGAAACAGGUUGCAGCCCAGCUAGACCUUCAGCAGCAGCAGCAGUGGGCAUCCACCUAUGAAGACCGAAAGAGCAAGGGGAAAGGAAAGGACUCCAAGACCCGACAAGUCCACCAGGAGGAAGGUGUAACGGCAACGGCAAAUGCGGUGGUGCCAUACAAGGAAACGGUAGGAGUUGAUGGAGAACGCGACAAGCACCGGAAGUGCAGCACUUGUGGAAAGAAAAGGUCAGAGAAGGGGUCGUGCACGGAUAUAUGGCACACCCACUACUACGACGGAAAGGCGCAGUUUUGGCGUAAAAAGGAUGCCCAACCUGCAGCUCGGGCCACUACAGUAGAAGAAACUGAGGCCAUACAAGCAUUCAGGGCAGCCAUAGCGGUCAACCCCACUCUGCUCAACCAGGCGAGUUUUCAAUUUGGCAAGGCUUAA